Messenger RNA from Daucus carota subsp. sativus, 1812 nucleotides. RefSeq names its product calmodulin calcium-dependent NAD kinase. The transcript has 9 exons. The coding region runs from base 152 to 1678 and encodes 508 amino acids. Lineage: Eukaryota; Viridiplantae; Streptophyta; Magnoliopsida; Apiales; Apiaceae. The record is from RefSeq and is a predicted model, not a curated record. Gene Ontology annotation, molecular function: kinase activity; ATP binding.
ACAUAUUAUCCGGAUGGCCAAAACAAACAUUACGAUUAACAAGCAACUGUAGAAUCGAGGCACCUGACAAAUCUAGUUCCAUUUCUACAUGCAAAUCACGUAAUCACAGUGAAUUUGUUUUUCCCAUCUUGUUCUUGGGUGAAACCAAGAUAUGCAGCAAGAUUUCAGCAAAUCAACGUACACGCAGAUCAUAUUAGCCUCUUCACUCGGCUUGAUCAUCGCAGCAGCAAUGCAUUAUCGUCUUAAAAGGAUCAAAGAUUCUAGGAUCGUCCCUCGGAUAAGAGUUUCAGACACCGGCCAACCCGUGAGGCUUGAAAGGUUCUCACACUACGUAGCUAGGCAAAUGGGGUUCGCGGACAAAAGAGAUUGUCCACAUUUGUGCAAGUUAGCUUCUGACUACAUCAAAAAAACGGAUGGGGUGGAGGAGAAUAUUUAUGCAUUCUUUUCUCAUGAUCCGGAAGUUGAUUCCUUGUUUAUAAAGCUUGUGGAGGAAUUUGAAAGAUGCAUCCUUAGUUACUUUGCGUUCCACUGGAGGCAUGCUCACACUAUGAUCAGUCAGGUGUUAGGUUCUGGUUCAGGGCCUAAGAAGAAGUUUAAGCACAUCGUCAUGGCUGCUACGAGGGAGCAAAGAUUUGAGAGGGUCUUAAAGAAUCUUAAAGUGGCAAGAGUGUUUAACACAUUGGUGGAGGAAAUGAAAGCAAUUGGACUUGCAGCUAAUGACGAUUCAACGUGUACAGAUGUAAUGGUCCCGAUGGCACAUAAAGACAGAAGCCCUGUCCUCCUCUUCAUGGGUGGUGGAAUGGGAGCUGGGAAGAGUACUGUACUAAAGGACAUUUUACAAGAACCAUUCUGGGCAGGAGCAGCAGGGAAUGCUGUUGUAAUAGAGGCAGAUGCAUUUAAGGAGUCUGAUGUGAUUUACAGAGCUCUGAGCUCAAGGGGCCAUCACGACAUGCUUCAAACAGCUGAACUGGUACACCAAUCAUCCACAGAUGCUGCAUCAUCCCUCCUAGUUACAGCACUGAAUGAAGGGCGGGAUGUAAUCAUGGAUGGCACUCUCUCCUGGGUCCCCUUUGUUGUCCAGACAAUAACAAUGGCCAGGAAUGUUCAUAGGCGCCGUUAUAGAAUGGGAGUUGGUUACAAAGUCGAAGAUGGAAAUGUAAUUGAAAAUUACUGGGAACAUUGUGAUGAGGAACUAGAACCAGAUGGGACUAAGAAGAGAAGGCCAUACAGAAUAGAGUUGGUUGGAGUGGUUUGUGAUGCUUAUAUGGCUGUUGUUAGAGGCAUACGGAGAGCUAUCAUGUGUAGACGAGCGGUAAGGGUAAGAUCACAGUUAACCUCACAUAAGAGAUUUGCAAACGCAUUUUCAACAUACUGCAACCUAGUAGACAAUGCGAGAUUAUACUGCACCAAUGCCUUGGAAGGUCCCCCUAAGUUGAUAGGAUGGAAGGACAAAGAAAGGAAUCUGCUGGUUGAUCCAGAGGAGAUACAUUGUUUAAAAUCAAUAGGAUUGCUGAACGAAGCAGCCGACUCGGUGCACGAGCUCUAUAAGCCUGGUCAUGAAAUGCAAGUAGGUGCUGUUUGGAAUGACAUUGUCCUCUCACCCUCAAGGAUGCUCAUCCAGCAAGAGCUCAAGUUCCAUAUUCAGCAAGUGGAGAACAUGGCUGCACAGGAGACUUGACCACUUUUAAGAACACUCAAUUUUCUCUUCAUUUUCUCUUUUGAUUUUCAUAAACACUGUUUUUCACACCAGAGUACUAGUACUUUUUCCCCCAAAAAUUCAGCAUUAUAUUAUGUAUUCUUCAGUUUAGACUA